CUGGAGUUUCAUGGAGUAAUGAGAUUCUACUUUCAAGACAAAGCAGCUGGAAAUUUUGCAACAAAAUGUAUCCGUGUCUCUAGUACUGCCACAACUCAAGAUGUGAUAGAAACUCUUGCAGAGAAGUUUCGACCAGACAUGCGAAUGUUGUCAUCUCCUAAAUAUUCGCUUUAUGAAGUGCAUGUCAGCGGCGAAGAAAGAAGAUUAGAUGUAGAUGAGAAGCCUCUUGUUGUACAAUUAAACUGGAACAAAGACGAUCGAGAGGGAAGGUUUGUCCUCAAGAAUGAAAACGAUACACUUCCUCCAAAGAAAGCUCAGAGUAAUGGCCCUGAAAAGCAAGAAAAGGAGGGAGUAAUUCAGAAUUUCAAGCGAACUCUUUCGAAAAAGGAAAAAAAAGAGAAGAAGAGGCGUGAAAAAGAGGCAUUGCGGCAAGCAUCAGAUAAAGAUGAUAGACUUCUUCAUGGGGAUGAUAUUGAGAAUUUUCGCCUUGCAGCUGAGGUUUACAAAGAUAUGCCUGAAACCAGCUUCACUCGCACAAUAUCCAAUCCUGAGGUGGUUAUGAAACGGCGGCGACAGCAAAAACUAGAGAAGAGAAUGCAGGAAUUUCGCAGUUCCGAUGGCAGACCAGACUCAGGUGGAACACUGAGAAUUUAUGCAGACAGUUUAAAACCAAAUAUACCAUACAAGACAAUUCUGCUGUCCACUACAGAUACUGCAGACUUUGCAGUUAUUGAAGCACUGGAAAAAUAUGGUCUGGAAAAAGAAAAUCCCAAGGAUUAUUGUAUUGCUCGUGUCAUGCUGCCUCCUGGUGCUCAGCACUCUGAUGAUAAAGGUGCUAAAGAAACUAUUCUUGAUGAUGAUGAGUGUCCGCUGCAGAUCUUCAGGGAGUGGCCUAGUGAUAAAGGACUACUAGUCUUUCAGUUGAAAAGGCGGCCUCCUGAUUAUGUCCCAAAGAAAACCAGGAAAAUAACUGAAGGAAAGCCAUUAAAGGGGAAGGAAAGAGUUGACGGGUCUGGCUAUGGCUCUUGUCUUCCUCCUGAGAAACUACCGUACCUGGUGGAAUUAAGCCCAGGGAGAAGGAAUCACUUUGCCUACUACAACUAUCACGCUUACGAAGAUGGUUCUGACUCCAGAGAUAAGCCAAAGCUCUAUCGUCUACAAUUAAGUGUCACUGAAGUUGGAACUGAAAAAUUUGAUGACAAUUCCAUUCAGUUAUUUGGUCCAGGAAUUCAGCCUCAUCAUUGUGACCUCACUAACAUGGAUGGAGUUGUUACUGUAACCCCAAGAAGCAUUGAUGCUGAAACCUAUGUGGAAGGUCAGCGUAUUUCAGAAACCACCAUGCUGCAAAGUGGAAUGAAGGUUCAGUUUGGGUCAUCUCAUGUAUUUAAGUUUGUGGAUCCUACUCAGGACCAUAUUAUUUCCAAAAGACCUACUGAUGCAAGUCUUAUGGUCAAAGGCCCAAGACACAAAACUGGAGCUGUACAGGAAACCACAUUUGAUCUGGAGGGAGAUGUUCACAGUGGAACAGCACUACCAGCAAGCAAGAGCACCAGCAGGCUUGAUGGUGACAGGACAUCAUCAGCAUCCAGCACAGCUGAACGAGGAAUGGUGAAGCCGAUGAUUAGAAUAGAACAGCAAGAUUAUCGCAGACAGGAAAGCAGAUCUCAGGAUACCCAUGGACCAGAACUGAUACUGCCUGCCAGUAUUGAAUUCAGGGAAAGCUCUGAAGAUGCCUUCUUAUCUGCCAUUAUAAAUUACACAAAUAGCUCGACAGUUCAUUUUAAGCUGUCACCUACGUAUGUGUUGUAUAUGACAUGUCGGUAUGUACUGUCCAGCCAGUACAGACCUGACAUCACUCCUGCUGAGCGUACUCACAAAGUCAUUGCAAUAGUCAACAAGAUGGUGAACAUGAUGGAAGGAGUGAUACAGGAGGUAGACCAGGUUGAUCAGAAACAGAAGAAUAUUGCUGGGGCACUUGCCUUUUGGAUGGCAAAUGCAUCUGAAUUACUGAAUUUCAUAAAGCAAGACAGAGAUCUUAGCCGAAUUACUGUGGAUGCACAAGAUGUUUUGGCACACUUGGUUCAAAUGGCAUUCAAGUAUCUGGUUCAUUGUCUGCAGUCAGAGCUUAAUAACUACAUGCCAGCAUUCCUUGAUGAUCCAGAGGAAAAUAAUCCUCAGAGGCCUAAAAUAGAUGAUGUGCUGCAUACAUUGACUGGAGCGAUGUCCCUGUUGCGACGAUGUAGAGUGAAUGCUGCUCUGACUAUACAGCUCUUCUCCCAGCUGUUUCACUUUAUCAACAUGUGGCUUUUUAACAGAUUAGUUACAGCCCCAGAUUCAGGGUUAUGUUCACAUUACUGGGGAGCUAUUGUUCGUCAGCAGUUGGGCCACAUUGAAGCCUGGGCAGAAAAACAAGGUUUAGAAUUGGCUGCUGAUUGUCACCUGAGCAGAAUAGUGCAGGCAACCACAUUGCUUACCAUGGACAAAUAUUCACAUGCAGAUGUUCCACAUAUUAACAGUACUUGCUUUAAGCUGAAUUCUCUGCAGCUACAAGCUUUGUUGCAGAAUUAUCACUGUGCUCCAGAUGAACCACUCAUCCCAACAGAAUUGAUAGAGAAUGUAGUAACUGUUGCAGAGAAUACAGCUGAUGAACUUGCUCGCAGCGAUGGCCGAGAAGUCCAGCUGGAAGAGGAUCCUGACUUACAGCUACCUUUUCUUUUACCAGAAGAUGGCUAUUCCUGCGACGUUGUCAGAAAUGUUCCAAGUGGUUUACAAGAAUUUUUAGAUCCACUCUGUCAAAGAGGUUUUUGUAGACUAACACCUCAUCCACGGUCACCAGGCACAUGGACAAUAUACUUUGAAGGUGCAGACUAUGAAAGUCACCUGUCACAUGAGAAUGCUGAGCUCGCUCAGCCUUUGAGGAAAGAACCUGAAAUUAUCACUGUAACGCUAAAAAAACAGAACGGAAUGGGGCUGAGCAUUGUUGCUGCCAAGGGUGCUGGUCAAGACAAACUUGGAAUAUAUGUCAAGUCUGUUGUCAAAGGAGGCGCUGCAGAUGUGGAUGGUCGUCUGGCUGCAGGGGAUCAGUUGCUUAGUGUGGAUGGUCGAAGUUUGGUGGGUCUGUCCCAGGAAAGGGCAGCAGAACUUAUGACAAGGACAGGUUCUGUAGUAACACUAGAAGUAGCAAAACAAGGAGCAAUUUACCAUGGUCUGGCAACCCUGCUUAAUCAGCCAUCCCCAAUGAUGCAAAGAGGUAAACCCCGACCAAAGAGUGAAGGAUUUGAGCUGUAUAACAACUCCACUCAAAAUGGAUCACCUGAGAGUCCUCAGCUGCCGUGGACAGAGUACAGCGAACCAAAGAAGCUGCCAGGGGAUGACAGAUUGAUGAAGAACAGAGCUGAUCAUCGAUCCAGUCCCAAUGUAGCAAAUCAGCCUCCAAGCCCUGGGGGAAAGAAUGCUUAUGCAUCUGGAACUACCACCAAAAUAACCUCAGUCUCUACUGGAAAUCUUUGUACAGAGGAACAGACUCUGCCACCACGACCUGAAGCUUAUCCCAUCCCAACACAGACCUAUACUAGAGAAUAUUUCACAUUCCCAGCUUCCAAGUCCCAGGAUCGAAUGGGUCCAGCUCAGAGUCAGUGGCCAAAUUAUGAAGAAAAACCACAGAUCCAGGCAGAGAGCAAUCAUUCUAUCAACACUACCAUGCAGCGUGUAGCUCGUUCCCAGGAGGAGCUCAGAGAUAAAGUUUUCCAGCCAGAGAGGAGUCGUUUGGAAGUUGUUAUACGGAAGGAUGUGGAAUAUAUUGAUCGGAAAUCGGACAGCGAUCAGUGGAUGAAUUCAUCUGUGGAUUCCAGCACAUCUAGCCAGGAACAUCUGAACCAUUCCUCCAAACCAGUCUCACCUGGUUCUUGUUUAGCUAAAAGUGGACCUGGCCGUUGGAAAACUCCAGCUACUAGCCAGCCGACUCCAGUGGCCAUUUCCCAGCCCAUCAGAACAGAUCUUCCCCCUCCACCACCACCUCCUCCAGUGCAUUAUGCAGCCGAAUUUGAUGAACUACAAAUGGAUUUGCCUCUGCCUCCCCCUCCUCCUCCAAACCAGAUAGGAGCACAAGCAUCCUCUCAGGUAGCUGCUGCUGAGCGUAAAAAAAGAGAAGAACAUCAGAGGUGGUAUGAAAAGGAAAAGGCGCGUUUGGAAGAAGAACGAGAAAGGAAACGUCGUGAGCAGGAGAGAAAACUGGGCCAAAUGCGUUCUCAGCCACUAAUUCCUGCUCAGCCUGUGGUUCCUCCUGUUCCCCUUCAGCAAGUGAAAUCAGAAAAACCUUCAACUUUGCAGAGGUCUCAAGAAACAGUUAUUCGAGAGCUGCAGCCCCAGCAGCAGCCUCGGACUAUUGAGCGGAGAGAUCUGCAGUACAUUACUAUCAGCAAGGAAGAACUGUCCUCUAGUGACAGCCUCUCUCCAGAUCCCUGGAAACGGGAUGCUAAGGAGAAACUGGAGAAGCAGCAACAGAUGCACAUUGUGGACAUGCUGAGUAAAGAGAUUCAGGAACUUCAGAACAAGCCUGAUCGUACAGCGGAAGAAAAUGACCGCCUCCGUAAACUCAUGCUUGAGUGGCAGUUCCAAAAGCGACUUCAAGAAUCGAAGCAAAAAGAUGAAGAUGAUGAUGAAGAGGAGGAUGAUGAUGUGGAUACUAUGCUCAUCAUGCAGCGACUGGAGGCAGAAAGAAGAGCAAGGCAGACUGCAGUGCCAGCAAUCUCUGUUCUAGAUUUGUUACAGGAUGAAGAACGCAGACGGCAGCAGCAAUUGGAAGAAAUGAGGAAACGAGAAGCAGAAGACAGGGCCAGGCAGGAAGAAGAGCGACGACAGCAAGAGGAGGAGCGGACCAGGAGAGAGGCUGAAGAAAAGAGGCGACAGGAAGAGGAAUAUUACAGUCGCUUAGAGGCUGAAAGGCGCAGGCAGCAUGAUGAAGCUGAACGAAGAUUGCUGGAACCUGAUGAGCCUGGUCUGUACAGACCUCCACUUCCACGGGAAUAUGAACUCCCAUCCCCAACCCCUUCAUCUAACGCUCCUCCUCCCCCACCUCAGCGAAACACCUCUUACCUCAAAACACAGGUCCUCUCCCCUGACACGAUUUAUACUGCCAAGUUUGUUGCAUACAAUGAUGAUGAUGAGGAGGAGGAGGAUUCCAAUCUAGCAGGUCAGGAUAAGUACUCCAGCACAAGAAAAUCUUAUGGUGACUUUCCUCCUGCCACCCUUAAGCAACAGCAGCCCUCCCGCCAGCCUCGCCCAGUUUCAGAUGGCAUCUUUCUUUCCAACUCAUUCCAGUCAUCUCCAGUCAAUGCCAACAGUACUACUGCCAAAAAAACCCAGCCCCCACCCCCAUCAAACAAACCGAGUUUCAUCCAUUCCAGCAGCUCUAAAGGUAGACACAAUGAAAUCAAUCAUCUCUACAGAACUAUCCUUGUGUUUUCAACUCUGGUGCUCUAGAUUGAAUCGCUUAUUUUGUGAUUUCCCCUCCCCCCCACUUAAUCACUGUUUUCACACUGGUGAUCUAACUUAAAUCCUGGUAUUAAUAUGAAUCCUCCAAUUUUUAAUUAUUUUGAUCUCUCAAAUUUUCUUCCUCUUUACCCAAACUUUUCAAAAACAAAAAUUCCAUCUUUCAUACAAUGAAUCAGAAAUUAUUUUAACUGCUACUCAACCAAUUCAAAGUACUGUUGGUCUUGGCUUUCACUUUGUAUCUUUCAGUGAUUUGUUUUGUAUGAAUGACCACUGUUUACUCAGGGCAUCUGGAAGUGCACCUUUCUUGAACACAGGAUACCUCUCCUAAUGGGUUCAUGGACAGAGCUUAUCCUCUGCUUCGUUGUUGGUACCAGGGUACUCUCUUUUAAUCGUGUGUGCAAAUGGCUUUAAAAAUUACCUUUGUAGAUGUAGUUCUGAAACACACAAGCACCAAGAGACAUAAAGGACAUGCAGUUAGUUUCAUGUAUUAGGCACUAUUCCUGUAGUUCUGUUUUUUUAAGUGCAGUUCCUUGCAGACAGGCAAAGACCUAAGUUUCAUCUUAGCACUUGUUGCUUUACUCCUUCCCAUCCCUUCUUCACCUCUGUGUUUGUCUCCUCAUCUUGUUUCUUUUGUAACUCCAAGUGGCCAACCAUAAUGGAGUUUAAUUUCAAGAAGAGCUCUAGUUGCUAGUAGCUCAGCACCAUAUUUUAUCUGCAGAGUACUAGUUUAGCUACACCGAUGAAGUCAAAGCUAAUCCAGUCCAAGGUUCCAUGCUAAAUUUUUUUAAACUGCUGCUGUAUAGGAGGAAUCUUAAUAUACUUAACUCUUUGAGUAUAUCUCACUCUAAUAAACUUGCAGCUUAUUGAUACAAUACUUUGUCUUUAAACAGCAGCAUCUGCUGGCAGCUUUUCCUGCAUUUAUUUUCUUCUAUUGCCCUAGUUCAUUCUUUUUACUUAUGCUGGAAGUAAACAAGUGCCUGAUAACCAACUCCAGCUGAACAAGUCAUUUUUCUAAAAUGAAAAGAGUACCAAGUCACGUGAGAUCACAGGGGAAAAUGUUUAGGCUGGCUUCUAGCAGAAUGGAUAACUUUUUUGCUGGAUUCAAGUCUCAGUUACACAGGUGGAAGCCUACAAUAUGGUUAUAUCCCUCAUCACUUUUUUGACUACCUGAUGAAUUAGGAAAAUCACUUACUUACUUUAUUCAGAAGUAUGCCCUGGUCACAGGGAGAAUAUGAGCCUCCAAAUUGCUUCCAUCUCUCAGAAGCACUUCUAAUCCAGCUGCAGUAGUAUAUGAAUCUGAUUUAGGAUAUGUAUGAAGCCACUGAGCUUCCUGUCUGCCUCAUUUUCAGUUGAGGCUCAAGUCAUCAUUUUCCAGCAAGACAUCCUUUCCUUUGCAGGGCAAAUUGGCUUCUGCUACAUUUGGACUGCUUCCAAAGGGAAGUGUCAAAGGGAAGCUCUGAACAGUAUUGUGUAGUUUUAGUAUUGCUGAAGUGUCAUUAGUUUAGCUCACCUAAAAGUACUGUCCCACUGAGGUACUUGAUGCUUAGUAGUUUCACUAUUUGGAGUCAGUACAGCACCCAAGUUGUGUAAAAAAAAAAAGUAUCCACACUAAUUCUCAUUUAAAGGUAGAAAAAAAAAGCCUUGUUAUUUACCCUGGUGUUGCCUCUGAGAUCUCAAGAUGUAGUAAUGUCUAUGGGUCUUGCAAGCCCAUCUGUCACUCCUGUCUGGCUCUGUCAUAGGUUCCAAAUCUUAAAGGAAGAUGAGGGAAGGUUUUAGCUUUUCAGUGUGUUUUUGUUAGACUGGAGUAUAAGCAGACACACUGGACACUACCUGCUGUGUGCUACCAUUAUAAUGCAAGUAGUUCCAUUAUACCUACCCUGCACAUGAAGCCACUGAAAAACCCACAGCCAGUUUUUUAUCAGAAGGACUCUAGCUAGGGAACACUGGAUAUCGCAGAGAAUUAGUGAGCUAAAAUAAGAUUAAAGACAGGGAAUAGUGGAAAAAAUUAUCUUCAAUCACUAUAGCUAUCUGUGUUGUCAACUUGCUCUUAGGAAUAUUCUGAAAUGGCGGGCUUCUGACAUGAAACUUUGGUCCUGUAUAUCUGUACUGAAUUUUUGUUCUUUCAAAGGACUUUCUUUUUGUUAGAACUUCUUACUUGAAAACAAUUAUAGUAGAGUAAAAUGUGCCUUCCAUCACAACACAUAGGCUUCCAAAGGGCCUUGCUUCCCUUCCUUAUUUGGCACUUUGAAGACAUGUAAUGAAUUAAGCAACCCUAGAACCAUCAGUCACUAGCUGUCACCACCACUUUCCUUGCCUUCCAUCAUCCACAACCCAGAGUACCAUUUCAUAUAUAAUUGCAUUUCCCAAUGCUGCUCUCUGUUAAUUUUAAUUGAAAAAUGAAUCUCAUGAAAGUGAAAUGUUCAGUGGUAUUGUGUGUGCACAUUUGUUUUUCCUGGAAAACAAUCGAAAGGACAAUCCACAAAGAUUUGGUUAGGGUUUUGGUAACAAUUAAGGAAUAUUGUAAUACGAUGCUUCGCCUUUAAUAGCCUAAUUCAUAAACCAUACAACUAAUUCUGAAUACUCUUAUUUCAUAAUUUUUAAAAUAGCCAUGAGAACAGGUUAACUUCACCUGAUUGCUCAAGCUUCUAUGAAGACUGCCUGCGUAACGUACAAAGCCGUUUGCACAAAAUGCAGAAUUCACUGUGCAGUUUACCAUCUCCCAUCUUGCUGACUCUGUUACAUUCCUGUCCUUUACAGCUCUUUCCUGUUCUGAGUGUUAACUCUAGUAAACCACGCUUCUGCAAAUUUUGCUCUCUUGCCUUCUUCCACUGGGUUUCUUAAGACCAUUGGGUCCCUUAACUAAUCAAGGAAAAAGCCAACACUCAGAUGAAAACUAUUAUCCUAAUGCAAAUGAAACUCUGAACCACAGCAUGUGGAUCCAGACUUUCUAAAGCAGGGAAGGGUAGUACUUACAUUGAUUUAAGACUCAUGUCUGAGAGCAAAAAAAAAGAUCUUCAUAUGCCUGACAUACCUAGUGUGAUUUGAUCCGCUACAAAUUUUUGGUGGAAAAAAUUUAGCCUAGAGAACACUAACUAAAUUUGCCUGUGUGUUCCACUACCAUAUGUCUCUUCUGAAUAUUUAUGAGAAGUUGUAUAUACCAGUGGAAGAAGCAAACAUUUCCUUUUGUACCAGAGAAGGUUCACAAGACAUAACAUGUACAAUAUUGAGACCAGAACUAUCUAAAGACAAAUCUGAGUCGUGUGCUGACACUCAUUUUUACUCUUUUCUUGACAGUUAUUAAGAGAAUAUGGUCUUAAAUAUAAAUUAAAUAAUUGAAAUUUUUGAUUGGAAAUAAAAGGUUUUGUCUUGUGGCCUUUAGAAAGAAUUAAUAAAAUGUAUAAAACCUGUUGUGUUAUAUCAACCUAAAGGUGCAGUGCUGCAAGAUAGUUGCUUGAAAUUUAAGUGCAGGGGAGAGGGGGCAUCUUCUGAGUAGUACAGUUCACUUAGACUAAACUGAAAAUAAAAUUCUGACUACUGAACUGCAAACAUGAUAUAUACUAAUCUUUCAGCUUUUGAAAGAGAGCAGCUGCAGCUAACUUAUUUCCUGUGGAGCUUGUCAUAGGAUAACAAAGUGUGUUGCUCUUUCCAUCGAUCUCCUUGAACAACUUCUAAUGUCUGUCUUACAGAUAAGCCAUAAUAAGAUAAAGACCAUGAUUUGGUGUGUGCUGGAUAAUCUAAACAAAAUGGGUUCUGACUUAAAAUUAGGAAUAAAAAAAUUAAGCAGUUUUGAGGGAGAUGGAAUUUGGUAGUACUGGUUUUAAAUACUCUAGAAGUCAGAUGACCCUCUAAAUUUAUUUCUGAUUCUAUUUUGAGAUUAUUUCUUGAAAGAAGCACUGCACCUUUUGAAGAAUGCAGUAUAAAACUUCUGUGUUGUAACUGCAAUCCUUCAACGUACUUUUUCUUUUG
Molecule: messenger RNA, 9459 nt
Organism: Manacus vitellinus (golden-collared manakin)
Lineage: Eukaryota; Metazoa; Chordata; Aves; Passeriformes; Pipridae
Gene: AFDN
Product: afadin, adherens junction formation factor
Exons: 32
Coding region: 19-5481 (1820 amino acids)
Biological process (GO): signal transduction; regulation of protein localization
Cellular component (GO): adherens junction
Molecular function (GO): cell adhesion molecule binding
Source: RefSeq, a predicted model, not a curated record